This is a messenger RNA of Apis cerana (Asiatic honeybee), 408 nucleotides long. Its product is annotated as zinc finger HIT domain-containing protein 3. NCBI's taxonomy places the organism in Eukaryota, Metazoa, Arthropoda, Insecta, Hymenoptera, Apidae. The record is from RefSeq and is a predicted model, not a curated record. Gene Ontology annotation, molecular function: protein binding.
AUGGCAAAAGUUUGUUGCAUAUGUGAAAAAACGGAAUGUUUAUAUAAGUGCCCUGUGUGUAAAGAACCGUAUUGUUCCGUAGGUUGCUGUAAGAAGCAUAAAGAAAAUAAUUGUCAACCAUUCCAGAUUCAGGAAAAUAAAGAAGAUGUAAAAGAUAGCGAGAAUGAAUAUGAAUUUCCAACGGAGGAUACAGUUUCGGUUGAAAAAUUGAAACAAUUGCGUCAUAGUAAAGAAUUAAUAGAAUGCUUAAAAAAUCCACAUGUUCGAAAUAUAAUGCGUGGUAUUUUAAUUGAUAAGAAUCCAACAAAAGCCAUUGCUUUAGCUAUGACUGAACCAAUAUUUGUAGAAAUGGCAGAUGCAUGUUUGAAAGUUGUUGAACCUCAAAUUAGUGACGAUGAAUCACGUUGA